UGGCGGUGCCUGGAACCAGGCUUAGGCGCUCUGCCGCCCAUACCCGAUACCUACGACAUGGUAGCGCCUGAAGCCGCCGCCUUCUUCUCCAGAUCUCCCGCCUCUGCCGCCGCCGUGCGCCGGCCAAACGCCGCCGGCUGGAAACGGCGCCGAGAGGGCGGGACGCAGCUCCGGCAAGCGGAGGCGGCGGCCGGGUCGGGCCGGGGCGACGCCGUCCCCGUCACCUUGCUGGCGGCAACCGGCGCGUUGGACCCCACUGCCCCCUGCCCCCGGUGCUGUGCAGCGGUAGGAGCCGAGCCGGUGGUGCCCCCUGCCUUGGGAAGGAUGGCAAGCAGUCCUGAGAGUCACACAUCCCUCUCUCUUCAGAAAGCCACACGCUCAGAAAGUUCUCAAGCAAAGAAGUCCCAACAUGCAGAGGAAGCAAACUUCUACAUGAACUGCCGAGCAGCUUAUCUAGCUGUUUUGAAAAGCAGCUUAGAAAACAUUAAAUCAAAAGAACAACUCAGUUUGGUACUUCAGCAGGCUGGAAGGAAUCCAUCUCAGAAGACACUUAAUAAAUAUUGGACUUCACAAACAACCACACUGAAUUUUGAUGAUUUUUGUACUAUUUUAAAACAAGAAAAAACAUCUACAAAAGCUGAACUGCUUGAAGCAUUUGGAAAACUAGACACAGAUAACACUGGAUAUAUCUUCCAUGAUGAGCUUUAUCAAAUCCUUACAAUGAGAGGUGAAAGAAUGAGUCGAGAUGAAGUGAGCAGCAUCCUUAAACAAGCUGACUUUAACUGCAGUGGCAAACUUGACUACAACAAGUUUUGUGACUUCUACAUGGCAGCCAGUGAGCAGUGCUGCAGGGCUGCACGAGAGAAACUGGAAGUUGACAGUCGACUGAAGCAGCAGCAGUUUGGAAGUCAAACUGAAACUUCUUCCUCUGCAGGAAUCACACUGCCAGUGUCAAAACCAUCACCAAGGAUCUCAAGGAAAACUGAUCACAAAGUGGCACCAACAAAAGGUGAUAGCAGAAGUCCUUCAAGACCCUCAUCAGCUCAAACUUGCAAAGCAGCUGUAUCAACCACCAUCACCAUGGGUGCCAGUAGCCACAGAAACACAAAGCUAAUUGAACCAGACACAAUGAAGGAAUGGCAACGGGCACAGUCCAAAGGAUGCUUCUACUUGGAAGAAGAUGGUGAAAUCAUUAGUCACAAGUACAGGCUGCACUUACCUCAGAGGUCUGCAGUGUGUAUCACCAUCAAGCCUUUGAACAUUCGUCAGGUAGAAGGAAAGCCUUGUCCUUGGUUGUCAGUGGACACUGCUCUCUAUAUUCUCAGGGAAAAUGAAACUCAAGAACAUCUCCAGCUUGUGAACUUUACUGAACAUCAAACCAAAGAGAUGUUUGGAUGGAAAGGGGAGCUUGGAUCAGGAGUUUACUGGCUGCUCCCGUUCACAACAGGCUGUAGGUUGAAGAAGGUAAAACAGCAGAUCACUGGAGAAGCAAAAUUGGUGUACAGAGGUGAAGAUGGAGACCUGGCUUUGACCAAAGAGUUCCGAGCUGCUUUGUUGGAUAUAUUUGAGACAAUUGAUUUGGAUGGAAAUGGUCUUCUGAGUUUGGAGGAAUAUAACUUCUUUGAGCUGAGAACUAGUGGUGAGAAAUGUGAUGAGGAAGCCUGGGCUGUCUGUAAGGAGAAUUUUGAUAUGAAGAAGAAUGAACUAACAAGACAAGGAUUUAUGGAUUUGAAUCUCAUGGAAGCCAAUGACCGUGAAGGGGAUCCUAGUGACCUUUGGGUCACUUUAUUGUCUCUGGGCUACAAUAAAGCAUUAGAAAUGACAGAGGAUAACACUGACAUUGCUGAAAGAGGAAAUUUGCCUUUUGUUUUGGAGAAAGCCAGUACUUUGUGGGGUUGCAGAAGAAGGAAUCUUGGGUUAUACCCCUUCAAAAACUCAUGCACCUUGCUGAUGGGAAGUGAUAAGGAGACAGUGAUGGCAUGCCCCUUUGUCAUUGAUGUCUAUGCAGAAAAAUGCAAACCCAGAAUUAAAGCCAUGUAUCUAGAAGCAGGGAGCUGGCAACUCAGCAGAGCUGUUUGCAAGUCUGUCCUUAAUAAAGGAGAGGCCAAAGUAAUGGAUGGCUGUGAAAACAUCAUCGUCUACACCUACAAAGCAGACAGGAGAAUCACUUCUGUCAUUGAAAAUAAGUCUGAAAACAAAGUGAUUAUUCAUGUCAACAAUGAACAGAGUAAGAACUGCCUGAGUAAUAGGGGGCUUAGUGUUUUUGCUGUGGAGGUGGCACCAAAAUCCAUGAUGGUUUCUCAGCACGUGAUGCCGCAGAGUGAGCAGGAAGAGUGGGUUUAUAACUGCGUGCAUUCCCUUGGUAGCUGAAACGAGGAGACUGAAGCCCACCACAUUUAGGCUGCAAUAGGAGUGAAAACCAUCUUCAAGGUACUAUUCAGACAUACUCACCCUAUUAUGUUUUUCUGGCCCCUCUAAAUGUCUGUUAAUGUGGAAAAAAAAUUAUGACCCUGGUUGCUGGGUGCUUGAAAAGUGUCUGAGUUUAAAAUAGACAUGAAAUGUAUGUGACCUCAUGUGGAAGGGCAGCAAGCAGUCCUGAAGGGCUAUAUUUACCUACCAGCAACUCCUGCACUCCGCUGUAAUCAUACCCUGGGUGAGUAAAUGUCAGUUGCAAAAUGAGAGCCCUGCUCGAGGCUGCCAGUGAUUUACACGCCUCAGCAAUUGCCACUCAGGCAGGUUUGCUGGUGAUCUUUCAGCUUUUCUUUCCUUUUUUCUUCUCUUAGCCAGUACAGCAGGCACCAUUUUCAUUUUCAGAAUUGUCUGGAAGGAGCAGAAGUUGUGUUAAGAGGCCCCAGAAACAGUUGGUAAUUUCUAGCAGGUGGCUGAGCUCUUUAAACGCUGCCUUAGGCGAGGUCUGUGUGGGUACAUCAGCAGUUCUAGCUACAUCUUUGAGGAGGUGCUGGGAAUCAUGAGGCACUCUGCCUGUACAGCACAACACUCCAAUAUUUGCCUUUCUUUUGUUUAUGAAAGCAGCCUUGCUAGAUGUGGCAGAAAUCCCUACAGAACUUCUCCUGCAUUUUAGGAAAGGAAUGGUUAGAGCUGAAGUUCUUAGCUGAAAAAUCAUUGUGUGUGAAUAGUCUUGGGUUUGCUGCAGGUAGGCUCUAGUGAACAUGACACAGCAAUACACAGUGGAACCUUUUUUUUUGCGAUCCUCUUACUGCUAGGAAGAGUUUCAUUAUCUAACUCUUUAGGUGGGAACAUAAGCUAGCUCUCUGGGGUAGGGUCUGCUUUUUGUGCCCCAAAGGAGUUAACAGAUCUGAUUUAUCUGCAGAAUCAGCCUCAGUUUGCUCUAAGACCAUGUACUACCAAGAUGGAAAAAGCCUUCUGUCUUCUCAAAGUGAACACAGAUGUCAGUCUCUCUUCUUGCAUGAGAGACAUGAGGGAGAAGUGUU
Molecule: messenger RNA, 3452 nt
Organism: Pogoniulus pusillus (Red-fronted tinkerbird)
Lineage: Eukaryota; Metazoa; Chordata; Aves; Piciformes; Lybiidae
Gene: EFCAB7
Product: EF-hand calcium binding domain 7
Exons: 16
Coding region: 58-2370 (770 amino acids)
Biological process (GO): positive regulation of protein localization to ciliary membrane
Cellular component (GO): ciliary membrane; plasma membrane protein complex
Molecular function (GO): calcium ion binding
Source: RefSeq, a predicted model, not a curated record